This is a messenger RNA of Durusdinium trenchii, 1017 nucleotides long. The record is from the annotation of a GenBank genome assembly. NCBI's taxonomy places the organism in Eukaryota, Dinophyceae, Suessiales, Symbiodiniaceae.
AGCAGGGAGUAGCCCGAUCCAAUCCGUGCACCGCGUGAGCUCCAAACGCCAUGGCUGCCACUGCCGUGUUGCAAAAGAAGACCUUCGUCAGCGUGCAAGAGGAGGUGGCCCACCAGCGCCUGGUGCAGAACAAGUGGUAUCCGGGUGGCCAGCCCGUCGCCGCCAUCGAAGGGGAGGACGAGGUGCGCUUCCUAGGCGGUGACUGCUACGUGCCACGAUUGGUGGCCGCCACCGUGCCCAUCACCAAGCCGGCGCCGGGCCCAGCCAACGUGCCCACAGAGACCUCGGGCUAUGCAGAGCCGCUCCAGGCGAAGAGACCGGUCUUCCUUAGGGGCGCGGGCGGUGGGGUGGCGCCCCAGAGCGGUGGUGCUGCUCUUCCUAGUGGUGGUGGCACGCAGAAGGGCAUGCCCAAGAUGAAGGAGCAGCCGAAGGAAUCCCAGUUCCCGUGCGGGACCUGAGCGCCCCGAUAUGCGUGAGCCGAGGAACAGCAAGUCGAGGCCUUGUCAUUUUCGAGCUCUUUGGGAUCCGAGCAAACAGAGUUACUAGUAGCCUUCUUGCUACUAAGGCCAGGAGCUAUUAGUAGCAUCCUUGCUCCUAGUAGCGAUGCCCUUUGCUCCUAGUAGCUUCUAGCUACUAGUAGGAAUGGCCUCCAACCUAGUAGCUUCUAGCUACUAGUUCGUCUUGAAGGUUGCCAACUUUGAAAGUGUUGAUAGCUGACCCACACACACCUUUGGGCAGUAGAUAGGAUAUGUUCUGUUCUUUUGGCUGGUGUUGUUCAGAUUGCCGAAUUCCGCCUUGGAAGUUUAGGGAGGAAACCACCUCUUUGGUGAUGUAGGCCAUGACUGGUUCCAGGCCUUAGCGAAAGUCAGAAGAUGGUCUUGGGCUCCAGGGGUCCAAGACUUUGGCUUCGCUCCACUUCAGAGAGAAAAAAGUACAGGAGAACAAGAAAAAAGUAACAAACGCAAACGCUUUUAUUUAAAGUUACUAGUAGCUUCUUGUUACUACUAGUAAGGCACU